AUGGCCAUUCUCGACAACAUCCUCGGCGUCUCCAAACAAAGCUUUCUCCAGAAUAGGGUCGUUCCUGUGAAGAGCGGUGACAAGUUCAACAACGACAAAUGCUUAAUCUGCUGGGAUUCUUACCAUGGGCAUCACCUCGGCGUACGCAUUCUUCCCUGCAACCAUGUCUUUGGCCGCGACUGCUUACAGAAGAUGGUCGAACGCCCAUAUGGAUACGAAUGUCCUCUCUGCCACGUUGCUCUGUUUCGACCUCCCAUGCAAAUUGCUGUAGGACAGUUCUCCAGAAAGCUAUAUGAGCGCUCGGCUGUUCGUCUUCUUCUCUUCCAGCAUUGGCUUUGGCACAUGAUGCCCGACUGGCUGGGAACUGACAUGGGCCUGUUAUUCAAACUGAACAACCCGUUCUUCUGGGCAACAAAGGCAGCGAGUACUUUUGUCAACUUCUGGGAUCGUUGUCCGCAUCUCGAUCUAGAGAACGACACAGCACUGUUGACGAGGUCGCACUGGAUGCCUUACAUACUGUUCUGCACAGCAUUCACACUCGUAGGCGACGACUUUGAGUCCUAUUUCGAGAUACUAGCGUUCUCGGAAUCCUGCGCUACAGGUAUUGAAAUGGUUGCUGUUAUCUGGCAUCUUUUCGAACUCAUCGGAGCAUUCAAACGUCGCCGGGAUUGGGUCUUCUUCACGCUCAUAACUCUCGCCGCCUUUUCCUUGAAGCUAGGGAUCAUCUACUUUACCUAUCCCAGCCUCUCCCAUCUGGAUUUCGGUCUCUCGCACCAAGGCCUCCUCAAAUCUCCGCUCAUAUCUUUAGGGGAUGUGUCGAGUAGUACCCGGACAAGCUACGCAUGCAAGAUGAUCAACGAGCAUCCUUUUGUGCAGCACAGUUUUCGUGCCUUUUUGGGCAACCCGGGUCUGAAUGCAAAGAUGGAACAGACUUGUAGUGUGGUAGGAGUGUCGAAUGGCCAGCCUGUUUGGAUUGAUUGCAACAUUGCCCAUGGUGCUUUGUUGGAAGCUUUACCACGAUAG
Molecule: messenger RNA, 1023 nt
Organism: Dothidotthia symphoricarpi CBS 119687
Lineage: Eukaryota; Fungi; Ascomycota; Dothideomycetes; Pleosporales; Dothidotthiaceae
Exons: 1
Coding region: 1-1023 (340 amino acids)
Source: RefSeq, a predicted model, not a curated record